AUGAAUGUUAAUGGUUGGCGAAUACUUCUGAUUGUGGUUGUCUUACAAAGUUUGAUUAUUUUGCUUGCUAAAGCUGGCCAAGGUCAGACUGGUUCAUGUUUUUCAUCGUCUUUCUCAAGAGCAAUUGGCUACAUCCUUCGCGGAUUUACGAUUGGGGAAAUGAAAGUAUCUACUGUGAUAGAAUGUAAGAGAAGAUGUGUUAUCGGUGCCAAUUGUUUAUCAUUGAAUAUAUUAACUAACGCUGACGGAAGUUUCGUGUGUCAGCUGAAUAGCGAGCGCAAGGAAAGUGGUGUCAAGGAACAGUUUGUAUCACACGGAGCGGGAGAGUAUUAUGGAUUAAAGGUAUCGGCAAUCCUCUAUUAUAGACCGUCCCUCUAAUAAGCCCCUUCUCUAAUACUCCUUUCACAUUCUCCUCUAUAAUAAGCCUUCGUCUCUAUAAUAUGCCCUCUCUCACAACCUUCAUAAGCCCAUCUAUCAUAUGCUCCCUCACUCAUAAGCCCCCUCUCUAAUACACACACCUACUUCAUAAGGUCCCUCUCUAAUAAGCCUCCCCCGCCCCCUCUAAUGACCUUCGUCUCUCAUAAGCAUUCUUCUCGUUAUAUGUAAACAACGAGUUUGAGUGUUUCAUCAGGGGAUCCAAACACGAGAAAACUGUAUGAAACACGAGCGCGAAGCGCGAGUGUUUUAUUGUUUUCGAGUGUUUGGUCCCCUGAUGAAACACGAGAAACGAGUUGUUUACACAACAUCUCAAACGAAAACAUUUCAUUGGCUUAUAUAUAUUAUUAUAGUAUAUUGUUGUGUUUUGACUUGAAUUUGUAAUUAGGAUCUCAGUUAUUAGAUGAAAACCGUUUUUCAUCUAACAACAGUGAUGGUAUAUGAUUUUUAGCGUGUUUCCUUGCGGUAUCCAACCUCAAUCAUGUGACGAAUUAGGGUGAGUUCAUUCGCUAAUUUACUCAUGAAUUAUUAAUGAGUUUGAGAUUAAUAAGUCGGCACUGUAACAAACCCCCAUCUCCAGAACACCACCGUCUCAUAAGCGUCUUUGUCAUAGCCUUCCGUCUCUUCGACAUUUUCAAAAUGCAGUGAUCAGAGUCAAGGAAUUUAUUUUAUGUGAACUAUUGUUUUCGUUGGAUAACUCACAUCGUGCAAACAUGAUUCUGGAUUGUUUAGGAAAAGAAACUUUGCGAAGACAAUGGGAAAUCAUGUGACAGUGGUAAGAUAUAGCUAUGCAAUUUUAAUUUUUAUUUAACAUGCCACUGUACCAGAAACAGACAUGAAUGGAAAAAGUGGGAUCUCAAGAUCCUAAAGAACAUUUGCCUUAGCAAGACGAUUGAGUAGCAUUUUCAAUUUUUCACACAUACGUUAUAGUGAAUCUUAGUUGAAGAAUCAUUAUAUCGUAUCCUUCAUUAUCUGUAAUUUGAGAUUGCGUGUUCUUCAGUGUCCAAAAAUGGCACAAUGUACGGUCUAUAGUCUGCGCGCAGGCUAUGUCAGGUCACGUUUUCCAUUGUUUUUACGAACUUGUGAGGAACAUUUAAAAAAGGCAAACUCAGGAUCGAUCUGAGGAAUAUUAAACACUAAUUCUCCAGAUCAGAAAUGGUCUUGCAAAGCUUCAAUACCAGAUAUAACUGGAACGGUACCUUCAGAUAAAUUUCCAAUCUGUUUCUUGAAUUGCCUAUCUGUUUCUCUAGACACGUGUGUCUGAAGGUAAGAUCAGGCGUAUUUAUAUCAUGAUUGACUGAUUGAACGCUCUUCACAGGAGUGAAAAAACUGGGACUGGCCUUCAAGUUUGGCUUCAAAUUUCCGCUUGGAGGUAGCGUUCCAGUGAUAUUCAUUUCAAUGUUGCAAAGUUCAGAUUAGUAAUCAGGGACGCCGGAACUUGGGGAGGCAGGUGUCCCUCUUGCCCUUUGCCACAAGGGGCAAGUUUUAUGAAAAUAUUUGUUAUAUUUCAAAGAAUUCAUUAUCAUUGCUAUUUAAUUAAAAGUAUAAAUAUUGUUGCAAGACCAUAGAAAUUACAGAGGCAAUGGCUUAAUUUGAUAUAUGAUCAUAUACAACAUGCAUGUUCAACGCAAUUUUGCUGCAUGACGAAACUGUUGGAAAUAAUGCACGAAAGGUUUUAUUCCAACCAGACAUUUUUGCGAAGAGUUCUGGAGAAUGAAAUAUUGGUUAAGGACCAAGCUUGAUGGUGUGCUUUAUAUAGUCCAUAAAUAUACAGGGACACAGCGAGGAGGGGGAGGGUGUGUGUGGGGAUUGUAAUUUCCCAACUUUGAAGGAGGAGUCAGUUAAAUCAGCUAAAAAUCAACGUAAGAUGUUGACAUUUUCAGUUCAAAUUGUAAAGUAAAGUCAUUAUGUAAAGCGAUAACUACACACGUACAAUCAAAACAAAAUAACUUGAUUUCUUUGCGAACCUCCAUAUUAGCUGAAAUUAGGCGUAAAAUGCAGUAACUUUGGAAACAAUUCAUUGGCUAAUUCUCUCACAAAAUAUUUUCUACCAACUUAAAGAUAUUAUUGUGAUGAAAAUGAAUUCGUAAGGUAUAUUUUCAAAAAUUAAAGUUCCAAAUUUAUGUAAAAUCUUUUGACACCCCACACCCAAACGCUUCGGAACCUUCCUGAAUGUACAUCAAUUAAAAAGUGACCCUGUACGAAAAUCUGUUCCCGACUCCCCCCAUGCCUUUCAUUUUUUCAGCGUCCAGCAACGUCAACUUAUUUUAUAAAAUAACAUGUAUAUAACGCGUGCUCUGAUUGGUCGAAACCCGUCUUUGGAUCAGGCCGUCCAAACACGGAAAUUUAAAGUGAAAGUUUUUUAAAGUGGAAUUUUAACACGGAAAGUUGUUAUUUUAUAAAACAAUUACUUUAUUGGUUUCCGUAUUUGGAUGGCCUGAUCCAAACACUUGGGAAUGUUGCUCGAGUUAAGAAAAGCGCGCAUCCAAACACGGAAACCAUAAAGUAAUUAGUAUAUUGAAAGCUAACUAUAUUUUGUAUUUGUUUAUCAAGGCAUUUGGUUAUUGUGCGUGCUUUCUUCUUUAUAGCCACCCCAUGGCAUGCGUUUAACCAAAGUUACUUUAAACUUGUUGAUUCGCCAGUCAAUUUUCACGAUGCAAUGAAAUUCUGUCGCGCCGAAAAAGGUGACCUGGCCUCUAUUUCCAGUAAAGAAGAACGAACAUAUUUAUAUAAAACGUUCUCGGAAAACAGUAAGACCAAAUUUCAUUUAUUACUUUUGUGGUUUGCCCGAUGUGUGGAGGGGGGGUUGCAGGAAGGGAGGAGGUCCCUUGGGCCCUUGCCAAGAAAGCCAGGGGGAGUUAAAAGUCCGGGCUUUUAAUACGGUCCAUGCGGAAGCUGGAUUGGCCGGUAGUGAGACUUCUCGGUAAGCGUGUCGUGUUUCUUAUGUUAAAUAGCAACAAAAACAAUGGCUUCUCGCUCUGUUAGUCAGGCAGAUAGAGGAUCAAAAUUAUGGAAAACUUAUCAUAUCGUGGGACAAUUCCAUUUUGCCUUCAUAUUGUGCCCUGAGGGCUAGUAUAAGUACGUUUCUACAUGUUGGCGGCGUUAAAAUUUCUUGUGGGCUCCUGCCGACACGUUUUUUCUUCGAAUUUUAUAUUAACCUCUAUUAUACAGUUAAAAAAUGUGAAAUUUCUGAUAUAUUUCUAAUACGAAUGACUUGCAUCAAUAGAAAGGUAACAAAAAACUACAUAUAAGACAUUUAAAUGUUUAGUUGGGAUUUUCAAGCGGUUUUCGAGUUAUUGCUGUUUCAAAGGUGAAAAAUAAGCCAAAAUCUCGCACAAUUCCUGGGUACUAGUCUGAAGACACGCAUUCAGCAGCUCAUAACUCAAGAAGAACUUGACAAACCCUGGUAAUCGUUUAAACGUCUUAUAUGUAGUUUUUUGCAAGCUUUCAAACGAUGUAGCCUAAGUCAUUUGUGUUAGAAAUGCAAUUGAAAUUUCACAUUUUUUAACUGUAAUCGAGUUAGCUACAUAGGCGAAGACAUGGAGAUACACGAGGUUCAAGAACUUGAUAAGUUCACAAUUAACUAUAACGAACAAAUUUUGCCCUCUAUAUGACUAACAAGUAAUCGCAUAAUUCCUCGUAAAAUUAAGGCUUAAUUCAAGUUAUUCAACUUGUGGCCUCAAAGUUUCACAAAUUUGUUUCACAAUUUGUAAAACUUUGCCGUGAAAUUAAACCUUAAUUUUACUUGAAACCAUGCGAUUACCUAUAUCGUAACAAUUACUGCAAACUGCGAGAUCUUGCUUGGCAAUGCUUGCCGGGAUGCUUCGUAAUCUAUGCUAUUGUGGCUUCCAUAUAAACAUCCCAUAAAAUCAUAUUUUAACAAAAUACAAAACAAGUGUAACUCCAAAGAUCUAUAACAUUUUUAUAUUUAUCAACGUUUCGACUAUACUUUCAGUCAUCAUCAGUUAACUAGUUACUAGGUACGUUUAUCCUGAUGCAUGAUGACUGCAAUAUAUAGCCGAAACGUUGUUUUUGUUUGUGGAAACACCACGUAAUUUUAUUACCGCAAUGCUGACGAUCCGUAAGCCCGGAUCUUCAUCAGUGCUAAUAAUAUGCGACUUGUUUAAUACACACGCCCUUUUUAUAUACAAAAGAGUCGUGAUCUGUUGGCUCACGUCAUUUGAAAUUCAAUUAAACGGCACAUCAACCACAUCAUUUCAAAUUUAGUGAAGCCCACUCCAGCUUUUAUAGUUUAUGCCUGCAGGGGAUGAUGGGAAGUAAGGUAUCAUAGUGCUGAUUAUGCUGAAAAAUUUCAAUAAAAACUGAAACAACCGAAAUAUUUCAAUAUUUACAAGUAUAAGCUAUCACUCUGUGUUUACACAGCCACAAUUUCAGCAUAAUUUUUCAGCAUAAUCAACAACCUGAUACCUUACUUCCCAUCGUCCCCUGUACGCAUAAACUAAAAGCUGGAAUUGCCUAUUAACGCGCGCGCAUGCAUCGCAUCAUUUUUUAUCAUCAUCAUCAUCGCAUCAUUUUUAUCGCCAUGCAAACAUACAAAGAACUUAAAUAUGAAAAUGCUAUUGAUCUCUGGAGUUACACUUGUUUGCUAUUUUGUUAAAAUACUCAGUGGUUCUAAAAAUCUUAUUUAGUGAUUGUGUUGUAUUGAGAAUGAUGCAUGAUGUUACUCUGAGUGUAUCACACAUGGAAGCCAAAAAGUUUGCUUGACCACAGUAUAGGAAUCGAACGUGAGACCUUUGGUUUGCUAGUCCAAUGCAGUAGGUGAUAUUACCCGAAAGCAUACACCACAAUUGCUACAGUCCCCCCCGUCGUGGAAGCUAGCCCACCCCUCCCCCGUCGGGGAAAAAUUAGGAUUUUGUCCGGGAAGAGAAUAUGUUUUGCAAGCAGUGUGUUUUGCAACGGUGUUAAACCAACGCUUGGAUAGGAAGGUGAAAAACAAAAAUAGAUGAGGGGCAAUUGAUUCAAACAUCGAUUCAUUCGCCGCUACACUCAAGUGCCAAACCUAAUCAAUUUUUGGAAAUUUGUUAGUGUUAGAUUAGCCGUAUUGUAAUAUUUUAAAACUAGACUUAUUCGCUCGUGACAUAGAAAUCUUAUAUACACUAGAUAGUGCACCUAAUUAUUCAGAUUCUGCAAUUCAAAAAUUGAAGCCGUGAUUCCAGACUCAGCUAGGAUAUUCCCAUGAAAUGAGAGGACUCGUUUGUUUUCUAUUUCUUAAACAGGGAACUUAAACAUUAAGUUAAACCUAUUCCAAAUACAUUUUCAAACUAUUCAAAUGAUGAAAGUUAUUGUUGUUUUUUUUAAGCGUUUAUUAGCGAGUGGGAACUACCAACAUGGCCGCCAUCUAUUCAAAUGGGGGUAACCGCUGGAAUAUUCUUGGCUUCAAUUUUACUAUAAAAGGAGAUGCACUAUCUAGUGUAUACAUAUAAUAUAUCUAUAAUACACUCGCCUGCGGCUCGAGUAUUUUUACGCUUUCCGAAAGUCUCGCGACAUCCCUCGUGCAUGGAUCACGCAAUCCUGCACAGAAAACCAUUCGGUAUUCCUUUAAUCAUGUUUAAUUCACUUAUUAACCAAUAGCGACGCCAUCUUGAAUCAUGAUGCAUUAUGGGUUAUCCAGGGUAAAUAUCCGAAUUCAAAAGCCUUUAAUGUCGUAUUGAGGCACAAUACGAUAAUUUUUCUUGAGGCCAAUGAGGCAGUGUAAAUCAAUUUUAUGCGCACUUUGUUGAAAUUAUUUCCCUUUUUAGGCCUAACAAAGAUUUAAACUAUAGAUUUUAUCCUGAUUUUUUAAUUUUUCCCAGCUUUUGUGUGUUUUCCUAGUUCUUCUAAAAAUUGUCUGUUAUUUUCAACUAUAAAAACGUGUGUUUUCGCCUACAUAUUUGAUUUACAGCUAGCCCUUCGAAAACGUUCAAUUACCCUGGAUCACCCAUAGUGCAUUGCGUUAAACGCGAUAUUCAAGAUGGCGUCGUUAUUGGUGAAUUAAGUCGCAUUAUUUCUGUCUGUUUUUAAAUGCAACCACAUGCAGUCUCUCGUAAAUGCAGGAGAAAUAAUACUUAAGUAUAAUAGACACGAGCAACAUUUGAAAUUCUUCAAAGAAGUACGUGGAAUAGCUCCAUUUUGGGACCUGAUCGCUUCAGCCAGGGCUGUGAUUUCACCCCGUUUUGAACUGAAAUUUUAUAACUCAUGUAAUCGUGAAACAAUUUCAGCGGGCUGAAAACUCUCCAUAAAUAAAAUCCGCCCCUAACCUAAAUUUGUUUCACUCUUGUUGCUACUGCAUCUACUAUCUUUUCAACGAAUGCCCGUUACCAAGGACAUUUUGUUUGUGUUUUAGCCGGUUCGCUUAAAUGGGUUGGCAUGAAUGACAUUGCUGAAGAAGGAGUGUUUGUUUGGACUGACGGAUCACCUUUUAGUGUUGGUAAUACCAGACUAUUUGCACCUGGCGAACCUGACGAUGCUUGGAAAGCGAGUGAAGAAGAUUGCAUUUUCUUGUCAAACGGUUCCGAUGGUUUGGGAGACAUAAAAUGUGUACAAAAACUUCCCUAUAUUUGCGAAACAAACUACAGUUUACUAUUUGCAUGACGGCACAUUUAUAUUCUAUAAUGUACAGC
Paramuricea clavata is the source of this 7055-nucleotide messenger RNA. Lineage: Eukaryota; Metazoa; Cnidaria; Anthozoa; Malacalcyonacea; Plexauridae. The record is from the annotation of a GenBank genome assembly.